Messenger RNA from Perca flavescens (yellow perch), 3175 nucleotides. RefSeq names its product calcium channel flower domain containing 1 (gene cacfd1). Lineage: Eukaryota; Metazoa; Chordata; Actinopteri; Perciformes; Percidae. Gene Ontology annotation, biological process: vesicle-mediated transport. The transcript is spliced from 5 exons. The coding region runs from base 556 to 1059 and encodes 167 amino acids. Gene Ontology annotation, cellular component: membrane. The record is from RefSeq and is a predicted model, not a curated record.
AUCGGUUGAACAGCCAGGGAGGAGACAUUGACAUAUGGGAGGAGAGGAGAACAACGGAGCAGCUACCUGAACCCAAACAAACAGUGUUAGCUAAUAGUGUACAGUUAUAAGGUAGUAAAAAGUGAGCUCAGUGUAGUGUUUGUUCAUCUAUAACUACAAGAUUACAAGAGCUUUCAGGACGGAUGCAGCGGUGAUAUACACUCCUAUCGGCAGCUGGGAGGCGGUGCUCUUUAGCAUUAGCUAGCCAGUUAGCUGGUUCUAACUGACAGGAAAAGCUGCUGGUAACGUCAUUUUGGCUGGCCACAAAACGAACACAAAGGAAAGAAAAGAUUAAAAAGAAAAAAAUAAUUAUAAGUUUAAAUCUGGUAUUACUGAUAGGGACCGCUGUGUCGUAAUAUAAGCAAGUUAGUGGUUACUUUGUUGAGACCAUAGUUUGUACUACUACAUAGAUUGACUAACGUUAGCUAACUUAGCUAGCUAUUGUUAGGUCGUCUGAGGCGACAUCUGUAAAUACUGGAUUUGGGUAGCUUUAGCUAACAUAGCUAGAAAAACACAAUGAGUACCGAGGCUGCAGCGUCCACUAAACCCACUCCGGAGGAUGAUGGCAUGACAUGGUGGUACCGAUGGCUCUGCAAAAUAGCUGGGGUUUUGGGAGGAGUAUCCUGUGCCGUCUCAGGAGUGUGGAACUGUGUCACUGUGAACCCUUUAAACAUUGCUGCUGGAGUUUGGAUGGUGUUAAAUGCCUUUGUGCUGUUCCUAUGUGAAGUCCCAUUCUGUUGCCAGUUCAUAGAGUUUGCUAAUGCAAUAGCAGCCCGUGCAGACAAAUUCAAACCUUGGCAGAAAGCCUUCUUCUACUGUGGGAUGGCUCUGUUUCCUGUGUUUUUGAGUUUCUCUUUUACAACCUUGUUUGGAAAUGCCAUCGCCUUCGCUACAGGAGUUCUGUACGGCCUUGCGUCUUUAGGCAAAAAGGGAGACGCAGUGACUUAUGCCAGACUACAGCAUCAGAAACAGGCAGAUGAAGAGAAGAUGACAGAAACGGCAAAUGGGGCUCCGGAGUAAGGCAUCUGCCUUUCCACCCUCCUCUUCCUCUAUUUUCUUCAGUUGUUACUGCCCUCCAUCCAUCCUACCUCUUCCUCCAUGCUUCUUUCCUCUUUCUCAUUUCUGUCACUACAUAAUUAUGGUACUGAGUUUACUUAUUUACUUACACUGCUGCAUUCUUGUUGUCCUGACCUAAUAGUAUACAAACGGAUUAGCGUUGGAUUAAGUCCAUUACUUGGUACUUGGUGUGUAAAUGGGAUCUCUCAUUGUGACUCGAUACCAUAGAUUGUAUGUUUUGCUUUUCGUGGUUUAUGGUCUUCUCAUGGGUUGUAUUUUUUUUUUUUUCCCUUUUGUUGUUUGUUGCUGCUGUCAGUUGUAAACUCGUUUUCUGCACGAAAAAUGUGAGGUACACCUUUCUAGCCCAAGAACAUUUCAGGAAAUCCUUAAACUAAAUUAAUGUGAAUGUAAAAUGUACAUAAUUAACUUAAGGUUAUCAGGUUAUUCACUAUGAGGCUGAUUCAAAUGUGUCUCACUUGGAGAGUGAAGUGGGUAAAGAUAAGUCCAAUGGUAACAUGGGGUUCAGACUUGUUUCAGCAGCAGACCCAAAUAUCGAUAUCAGCUCUCUUGCAGCUCUAACCUUAUUAUCAUCGGAAAGUAUUGGCCAGUGGGGUUUCCAAAGCCUGUUGCGUUAACUCUGCAUUUAAUCCGAAGAACCUACUUUAAGCAGUGAAUGUAGAUGAUACAAGUCAACUUAGUUAACAGUGAAAACUUGUGCUACAAAAGUUCUACUUUAAUUUAUAAUGGGGGGUCUUAUUAAACUUUAUUGUAAUAUUUAUUGAAAAAAAACGGCCUGACUUUUGACAGUUACUACAACAGAUCUGUAAAAAGCCUCAAGUUUCCGUGAGUUUUUCCUCUGAGUCCCAAAAUGUACCUUCACUGGACUACUUUUGAGUAAAGAAAAUGGAAGGGAUUUUGGUAUUACAGUAUUCUACCCACUGUUCAGACAAAACUCUGAAUUACAGCCUGAAUGCAUUUUAAAAUAUACAUAGGCUUUAGAGAUAUGUUUAACAUUGGGGAAUGUACCUGGUAUACCCAAAGAUAAACAAGGUAUGCUUUCAUAUAUUAUUUGUUUAGUUGGUUUAAGCUCAGCUGGGGAAUUCCUGCACUAAACUUUUGGUAGCAUGGACCUGGUAUAGAGGGAAUUUUUAGGAAAAGCUUUCAGUGCAUGUGUCAGCUUGUGUACGUAUGUAUGGUUCCUCAUGAUCAAGCAGCCGGUAGCUGAAUUGUGGCUGCAGAUUUUGUGGUACAUUAUGAAUUGGAAAACUGUGCUUAUUUUUCCUCCUUUUGAAAACAUGUAAAACAACGUUUUAGAAUAUCUUACUGAAUAUCUACUGUGUUUAUUAUGAGUCUUAAUUAGUACACUUUACCAAAAUCCAUUACAAAUUCAAUGAAGGAGAAGUGUCUUGAUUCAGGGACGAUUUGGUCUGUAUCUCACACAAUCACCAGAGCCAUGGUUUGCCUUUUGUCACUCAGAUGAGGUAUGCAGCGUUCAGCAAUGUACAAUUUGUGUUUGUGUUUUGUUGCCUUGCCUCUGUUGUGUAAAAAGGAACUUUGGGAAUAAUUGUUUACACGUACCUCUUACAGCUGUUUCUAUCCUUAAUCUAUUACUGACUGGUCAGUGACUGAGUAGAUUAUUCACAAAUUACCACCAGCUCUCAGGUAUCGUACUUAACAAUGCACCGUGAACAGAUACAAAGUAGUUUAUGAAUAGAUCAUAGAUGUAUGGGAACUAGCAUAAGCAUGACUAUGAAAUUAGGAUGUCAUUUGAGCAGAUGGAAAAGCAUUUGUGUAGCAUUUAAAACAUGCACAACCAUCGUUCACAAGUGAUUAAACACUACACAUACACACCAGCAGUAUGCUACAGUUAGACACUACACACUUCCUAGUUUUAAUAAGAUGUAAAAUAAAACUCCUUGCCUUGUCCACAACCAUCCAUCCAGUUUUAUUGUAUUGCAGUGACGUGCAUCCAAGACUUGAGUGCAUAUUUUGCUGUAAGGGAUAUGUGUAUAAUGUGUGUUGUGAUGUGAAUACUGAUCCUGUUUAUCAAUUUGUGAAUUAAACAAACUUGCUACUACUA